GGGGUAUUCCUAAGCAUUAGCCCCUCUGAAUCAAAAUGCUGCAAUUUUGAAAUUCAAUAUUUCCGAUUUAAGGCAUUUCUCGAUGUUGUGAGUGCCGAAACCGGUAAUUGUGAGCUAGGGACCCCAUUUUGGCUAUCUCAACUCAAAUCUAAUGUUAAGGUGGGAGGGUCCCUUUAAUCUAGAAAAUAUUGUCGUUUUUUAAUUUUGCCUCUCAUUAACGCAUUUUCCGGAAUGUGUGUUUCUUGAAUGAACAAUACAAAUUGGUACUGAUUUUUCGAAAUCUUGAUCUUUUGAAGUAAAAGAAAAAAUGAAAUCCAAAACAUUACUUUUUAAGAAGAAUUACUGGAAAUCUUAAAAAACAUUUCUUAAAGGUAGACAGAAAUGGCGCAUGUAAUCCAAACUGAGACGAAUCGAAACGCGCAGAUGCUUAUGUUAGAAAUUGUGAUAGGGGUGGCGGCGCGGUCUUAGGCCGUUUGGGGUUAUGAUUUUUUGUAAAACGCUGGAUUUCAUAUCUGCGUUGCAUUAGGAUUAUAUAGUCAACUGUUUCAUAACAUUUCCACGUAUAGUGUUCAGCGAAGUACGGGCCUAGAGGGUCGGAAAGUCGGCGCGGUCUGGUACUCUCCGCGCACGCCCAUAGUCUAAUAACCAUGUCUGGGCAAGGAGGUGGAGCGGUGGUACCGCGGAAUUUCCGUCUACUGGAGGAACUGGAAGCCGGUCAGAAGGGCAGCGGCGACGGCACCAUCAGCUGGGGACUGGAGGAUGAUUCAGAUAUGACCCUGUCCCGCUGGACGGGAAUGAUUAUCGGACCGCCCGGGACCAAGUUUGAGAACCGUAUGUACAGCCUGCGCCUGGAGUGCGGCCCCAAAUAUCCGGACGAGUGUCCGGCAAUACGUUUCAUCACGCGAAUCAACCUGAGUGGCGUCAAUGCCCAGACAGGAGUGGUGGACAGUCGAAGCAUCUCGGUGCUUUCACACUGGAACCGGACGUACACAAUCAAGACUGUGCUGAUGGACCUGCGCCGGCGUAUGACGGCUAAGGAGAACAAGGGCCUGCCUCAGCCACCCGAGGGCAGCAACUUCAACUGAUACUCGCCCGGUCGGACCCGUCGAACCGCCACCUCUGAGAAGCGCGCCGCCCCGCCGCCGCUUCUCGCAUAUACUAUAUGAGCGGAGAGGGCCGGCCGGCCCGCCGCGCCGCCGCAGUGAUGACGCCCGGCGCCGCAGUGAUGACGACACGGCGCCGUGGUGACGCCAGGCCCGAUGGCGGGGCCGUCAGUCGCUACACCCUUCCGGCCGCCUGGCGAAUGCUAUUGUUUUGAUGAUUUACUUGCACGAAAAUACAUGGAAAUAAUCAGCCA
This is a messenger RNA of Amphibalanus amphitrite, 1357 nucleotides long. RefSeq names its product ubiquitin-conjugating enzyme E2 variant 2-like. Gene Ontology annotation, cellular component: nucleus. The record is from RefSeq and is a predicted model, not a curated record. The transcript has 4 exons. Bases 648 to 1085 code for a protein of 145 amino acids. Gene Ontology annotation, biological process: DNA damage tolerance; protein K63-linked ubiquitination. NCBI's taxonomy places the organism in Eukaryota, Metazoa, Arthropoda, Thecostraca, Balanomorpha, Balanidae.